AAUGUAUAAUCUAUUAAGGAAACUAUUGGCCGAUAAUUUCUCUAAAUUCGUGGAUUUAGUGGAAAACUCGAAUUCGAAACUUGAUCUCAAUGAACAAGACGAUGAUGGAAAGACGCUUUUAAUGUUUGCCGCAGAACUUGGUAGAAUAGAUGCUCUCGAUUUUUUGAUACAAAAAGGCUGCGACAUUUCCAUCGUUUGUAAAUCAGAUAUGAAUUGUAUCCAUUAUUCGCUUUUGGGUGAUAACGAAAAUGCGGAAAAUGUUUUAAGGAGACUUAUAAUAUAUAAUGCUGAUUUUAGCCAACGGAGCGUAAAUGGAACACCUUUAUCAUUAGCUACUAAAUCAGGCUUGAACGGAUGUGUUUCGUUAAUAAUUAAAUACUUCCCGGGACUUGUUAAUAGUGAGCCCCUAAUUUAUUACGCCAUUCAAACGAAGCACUUCGAUUUAGCGCGCAAGCUAAUAGAAAUCGACGAAAUCGACGUCGACCUUAGGGCUGGCCAACGUCAACAGACGGCACUGCAUCUGGCGGCAGCGAUGAGUGAGGUUGAAUUAGUGACGGCUCUAUUAAAGAAGAGUAAAGUCAAUAUUGAGGACGAUACUGGAAAAACUUGUUUACAUUUAGCUGCGGAAAAUGGUGUUUUCAAAAUUAUUAAACGCUUAGUUGACGCUGGAUUAGACGUAAAUAAGCAGGAUAGUACUCUAUGGAAGUUUACUCCGCUUCAUCAAGCGUCUCAGAGAGGCUUUGUAGAAACAGUAGAAGAACUUUUAGAAAACGGAGCGAACGUUGACGUUCUCGAUGGAGACAAUAGAACUCCUUUGAUAUUAGCUAUAAUUGCCUGUCAACCUCUAACAGCUUUGAGGCUAGUUCAGGAAGGCUGCAAUGUCAACGCUUGUGUGUCGGGAACAAUUAUGAACAUAUCGGAUAAACCCGUACAUGCUCUUGAUCUAGCAAGAGCUCUACAAUUCGAGCCAAUCGUUGAUCUACUAGUAGAAGCCGGAGCUACCUCUGUCUUUCGACAGGUUGUUCCAACACUUUUAUGUUUAUCAGCGAACAAACUACGUCAGGCACUAAAACCUAAAGUCCGCAAGAAGAUUAACCUCCAACCUCUACCUUAUCCUAUUAAACGAAAGCUUCUAUUUUAUGAUUUACAUUCAGCUUUUAAAACAAUCGAGCAUGAACCAUAG
Dimorphilus gyrociliatus is the source of this 1183-nucleotide messenger RNA. The record is from the annotation of a GenBank genome assembly. NCBI's taxonomy places the organism in Eukaryota, Metazoa, Annelida, Polychaeta, Dinophilidae.